This is a messenger RNA of Pyrgilauda ruficollis (rufous-necked snowfinch), 481 nucleotides long. RefSeq names its product nascent polypeptide-associated complex subunit alpha, muscle-specific form-like. Lineage: Eukaryota; Metazoa; Chordata; Aves; Passeriformes; Passeridae. The coding region runs from base 1 to 465 and encodes 154 amino acids. The record is from RefSeq and is a predicted model, not a curated record. The transcript has 2 exons.
AUGGGAUUACGGCCGCUCGGCGCGGGGCACGGCUCGGCGCCUCCCCCGCGGGGCGCCGCCGCCCCGGCUCGCCCGACCCAGUCCCGCUGGAGGGGUCGCGGCGUCCCCUGCCGGGAGGCCCCCGCGCCGCCGGGGUCGCUCGGCAGCCCGGCCCUGCCCGCGGGGAGGGCGCUCAGGACGCCCCCCUGGGUACCAUGGGGCACUGUGUCACCCCUUCCUCAGCGAGGACCCUGCCGCCCCCCGCCUUCGGCCCCGAUGCGCCCUGCGCGACCCCAACCCCAGCGCGGCUCUCCCCAGGGAGCAUCGGCAUUUGUCAUGGGUUUCUUCCUUUUUUUUUCCCUCCGAAGGUGCGGGGCUGAAAUGCUAGCCAACUGCUGGGGCGAAGGCGAAGCUAGGAAGAGGAUUUGUUUUAGGAGAUUAUCUCUGCAGCCAUGUAAGCUGGCAACCUGCCUUCUGCUGCGAUGAAGCAGGAUAUUCAGUU